This is a messenger RNA of Leucoraja erinaceus (little skate), 2060 nucleotides long. Its product is annotated as FANCD2 opposite strand protein-like. The transcript is spliced from 2 exons. Lineage: Eukaryota; Metazoa; Chordata; Chondrichthyes; Rajiformes; Rajidae. Bases 39 to 932 code for a protein of 297 amino acids. The record is from RefSeq and is a predicted model, not a curated record.
CGUUAUCAGUGUCUAAAGGGUGUAGGCGUCAUACUAGAAUGGCUGCAUAUUUCUUCGGAAAGGCGCUCCCACGGGGGGCUGUUACAUUCACCAAAGAUCCUAUAGCGGAUAUAGGAUCUUUGACAUUCACUACAGAAGUUACUGGGUUAAAAAAAAGGGGCGGGCGCCAUAACUGGUUUGGUUUCAGUUCAUUCAUAAACAAAGCUGUAGUAACGCAGCCUCAUUCCGAUUGGUUACACUCUCCAGCAACCAUUAGAUGUUGGAACGUUGAAGUAUUAACGUUCGGGAACGUGCUAUGUCCGUCCAUUGCGACGUCAUUAUCAAUGUAUCGAAUUGUUACAACAUAUCAAAAACUGCUACACUUAUAUUUCAGAUCCAGUUCUCAUUUGAAGAUGACUACUUAUCAGCUGUGGGAUCUAUGGUCUCCCUUUGAUGAAAGUUUCAAGUUGGUCGGAUACAGUGCGCCUGCUCCUGGGAAACUGGAUGGAGCAGAAGCGAUUCAGGUGGCCUCGCCAUCAGACCAGGAGGUGGCCCUCUACCUGCAAGACAACGUCAUAACCAAUGAUUGGAACCUCUUGGGCCUUCUCGCGGAUGCGGGAAACAUCAGUCCUGAUAUGCUGUGUUACUCUUGUGAAAACGAGCAGAACACCACCACGGUCGUGUAUAAACCCGAACCCGUCAAACUCAGCUCCGUGGAUUCGGUGUUUGGAUCACCCAUCACCACCGGUGCACCAAAACUGGCGCGGGGCUUCCAAACUUCUGAAGGAUCAGCCUUCACUGAGAUCGCCAAUGUUGGUUCCCAAACACCCACUGUAACCACACAAUAUAAAAUUAAUGUAAUUGUGAUGAUUUACAGGCAAUUCCUAAGGGUUGUCACCUUGAUUUAUACAGCCUAUCAGAAGUGCUUUUACAUCUUACAGCAUCCAAUUUAAGGCUGGCUUCCCGAGCGUAUAUUAAGUUUAACAGCACAAUUGUUUUAAAUUUCCAAAGUUUCUCACUUCUGAUCCCAUCAGUUAGAGAAGAGAACACACUGGCGUUUCACCACAGCUGUAUCUUUCCUUAUAGGUAUGAGUUCAUGUGACAUAAUCUUUCUGACAAUAGGGUCUCCACACUAAAGACCUGCAGUGGGCAGGCAUGGUUUGAUACGUUCACUAUUAUUGCUGUUUUUGUUCAGGGAAAAACUUGGUUGCGGUGAUCAUACAAAAAAUAAAGAUUCUUGGCCUAAAACAAGCUCACAUGUUUUUUCUAGUCCCAUCUUUGCACAAGACAAACCCGACUGGCAUAAAAUUCAAUUAAUUAUGAUGUAAUAAAAAUUAAGUUUAAGAGGCAAUAUUUUCAGAAUAGUAAAAAUAAAACAAUUUUUUGUUACUUAAGCUUCUGGCCAUUUUUGGAUUGUAAAAUAUUAUUUCAUGAUACUGAGGUUCAUCCACAGCUGAAAGGAAAGCAUUAACUUUCUGUUUCCGUCACAUUGUCUUUCUCCACUGUGCAGUCACCGGGUUUGAAAGGGGUGUCAUGCAAUGAGAAGAUGCUGCAUUAUGCUUUUCAACUAUUCAAAGCCUGCCUUCUACACCGAAAGAAAGAAACUGUAAAUUGGAAUUUCAUGUUCUUUCCCCUUCACAGUUCACAAUGCAACAAAGUCCAAAGGGCAGUGCACCGACAGAGUAGCUUUGAUAAUAGAGACAGUGAGACUACAGAUGCUGGAAACUUGAGCUAAAAAAAACAAAAAAACCCGCAAACUGCUGUAGGAAUUCAGUGGGCCAUGCAGCAUCUGUGAAGGGAAAUUAUCAGAUGCAUCACGGGUUGGGAAGAUCAGUCUGGAGAAGGGUCUCAACCCAAUGCAUCGUCUGUAGUUUCGAUGCAGAUGAGUUAUGGGUAAAUAGAAUGUGCAUCCAUACAGAUGCCCUUAUUAUGGAUAAUACAACUUGAUUUUGGAGGAAUACUAAGCAUUGGUCCACUCAUAAGUUUAGUAGAUUCCUUCACCCGUUUUGGAAGUUCUGUAAUUAAGCUCCAUCUUAAAGCAUUCAUUGCUUUAUUUUUGCCUUUCAGUGAAAAUGGAGAAC